Molecule: messenger RNA, 1017 nt
Organism: Gracilinanus agilis (Agile Gracile Mouse Opossum)
Lineage: Eukaryota; Metazoa; Chordata; Mammalia; Didelphimorphia; Didelphidae
Product: G patch domain-containing protein 4-like
Biological process (GO): regulation of ribosome biogenesis
Cellular component (GO): nucleolus
Molecular function (GO): nucleic acid binding
Source: RefSeq, a predicted model, not a curated record
AUGCGGCCCCAGUUUCCGAAGGAAGUCGGUGAAUUGUUGAAAACCCCGGGGAGGCGCGGCCCCAUUUAUUCCAUCUGUGAGGCCCGGCCCGGGAGGGGGUGGGGAGAGAGCCGGGACGGCGCGCGGGGGCUUCCCUCCCCAGAGCCUCACCAAGACCUUCCCCGUCACAAAAGACAGCCCGUUACCCCUAGCAGAAAUGGUUCAUUGAUUCGAGGAAGUGGCUGGACCUUGUUCAUGCCUCUGCAGAGGCAUGGAUGGAGUCAAGGCAAGGGCCUGGGCAAGAAAGAAGAUGGCAUUGCCCAGGCCAUCAAAGUGAAGUUGAAGCAGGACAAUGCUGGGGUGGGACAUGACCCUUCCAAGGAGUUCACUUAUCACUGGUGGAGCCAACUCUUCAACAAGACAGCUGCCAGCUUGGUGGUGGAGACUGGGAAGGAUGGAGUAAAGAUGAAGGCCCAGGCCAAGGAUACCAGCAAGCAGAAACGCUCUUCAGGCUCCAAGUCCAGCCUGUUGUAUGGACACUUCAUUAAGAGUGCCACUCUGACUUCAGGAGGGGAGCAAGUGGAGAAACUGAGGGAACAAAGCAGCGAAGAUGAAGUGCCUCCACCAGCAAAGAUCUUGACAGAUGAAGAGUUGAUUCGAGCCUGCGAGGGACACACUGCCCACAAGGGUGCCCGUCAUGGGCUUACCAUGAGCAAGCUGGCACGACUGGAAGAGCAGGAACGAGCCUUCCUGGCCCAGUAUAAAGGCCAGAAUACAGGUGUCCCUGACACCCCAGCUGAGGACAUAACCCAGAAGAAGAAAAAGAAAAGUCAGGAAGAAACUUCAACCACAGACAGAAGUGAGCAUAUGGAGAUCAUAGAACAGACCAAAGACAGUAGCAGGAAGAAGAAGAAAAAGAGACAACAGGAAGAAGAACCAGAAGAUGAGGCUGGAGAUCAAGUAGAGAGGGAAAAAGAAGAAGAAAGCAAAGCCCAGAAAACUAAAAAGAAGAAAAAAAAGGGAUUGCUAGAGGCAUAG